Molecule: messenger RNA, 1568 nt
Organism: Leptinotarsa decemlineata (Colorado potato beetle)
Lineage: Eukaryota; Metazoa; Arthropoda; Insecta; Coleoptera; Chrysomelidae
Source: RefSeq, a predicted model, not a curated record
ACAAUAUAUCCUUUGCUAAAUGAUGAAGUUGUAUCAUUUGUGGACCUUCAGAAACAUUACACUUGGCGACGAGGAUUAAAAUUACAGAGUGCCGUAUUUAGCAGUUAGAUUAACAUCGAGUGUAUCGCAAAAUGGCUUCGGCAGUUGACCUUGCAUUGAGUCUUGUUUUCGAUCCGAAAACAUAUGAGUGGCAAGUUUUUAUAGAGAGGUUAGAACAAUACUUCAUAGCGCGAAACAUUGCAGAUGAAAAUAUUAAGCGUGCAGUUCUACUAUACAGUUUAGCCGAAGAAGCCUAUCAGCUGCUAGUUGAUCUGUCGAUACCGGAUAAACCGGAAAAUAGUGGUUAUAAUGUUAUCCUGAAACAUCUUGACGAUUAUUAUAAUAAAACACGGGUUGUGUGGGUAGAGAGAGCAAAGUAUUACUCAGUACACAAACUAGAUAAUGAAUCGGUGCAAGAUUGGGCAGUGCGACUAAAAAAAUUGGCCAGCAACUGUCAAUUUGGAACACAGUUAGACACAAAACUGACAGAUAUAUUUAUAACAAGAUAUAACGAAGGAAAAGUAAAAAAUACCUUAUUGGGGCUGAAAGUCGAUGCAAAUUUCAGUAAAGCUAUGGAAACUGCUCUAAUCGAAGAAGCUGCAAUCGAGGGAAUCAAAGAGUCUAGGAUGGAAACGGAAGUGAAAAGAGAGCCAGCGCUGAAGGAAGAUGCAGGAAUAAACCGUAUUGGAAACAGUUCGAGGAGUGAUCACCGGCAGAAUGUAAGAACCGCUCGAUCAGGAAAUCAGAGCCGUUAUUCAUCAUGGGGAGAAUCUACACAAUAUCAAGGAGGAAGUGGCGCGAAUACUAGUGCUAGUGAAAAGGCAAAUGUGACGUGUUUUCGUUGUGGGAGAGGACAUUUUCCAAAUUCGUGCCCUUACAAGGAUUAUAUUUGUUCUGUCUGUAAUGGUAGGGGACACCUCAGAGCGGUAUGUAAAAAAACAAAUAGAAAUUUAAGAUUACUAGAAAAUGAAAGGUCAGAAAAUGAGUCUCCUGUUCUUUGUUUACUAAACGAUAAGGAUGUACCUAUUUAUAUUGAAAUUGGUAUAGAAAAUAAGAUAUUCAAAUUAGAAUUGGAUUCAGGGACAGCCGUUUCAGUCUUACCAUUUAACAUGUAUGAGAGUCAUUUCAAACAUUAUCCCUUACAGCCUGCAGCUAUAACAAUAAUUAACUAUUCUGGGAAGAAAAUUCGGCCAAAGGGAAAAAUAAAUUUGGAGGUUAAGUUUCACAAUAAAGUCAAACUUUUAGAUUUUUACGUGAUGGAUAAUGAUUGCCCAGCCUUGCUAGGGAAAAAUUUUAUCAGAAAUUAUAAUAUGGGUUUCAAAGAAAUCAAUUAUGUUGAAGAUAAUACACUUGAAAAUAUAGUACAAAAAUAUUCGUCCGUAUUUUCUGAUCGUUUAGGGACAUUCAAUAAAUUUAAAUUGAAAUUAAACAUUGCCACUGACGCACCGGCAAAAUUUCAUAAGCCUAGACCACUACCAUUUUCCUUGAGAGGAAAAGUGGAAACAGAAUUACAAAAAUUAGUAAACGAC